Messenger RNA from Charadrius vociferus (killdeer), 1204 nucleotides. RefSeq names its product WD repeat and SOCS box containing 2 (gene WSB2). The transcript is spliced from 9 exons. The record is from RefSeq and is a predicted model, not a curated record. The coding region runs from base 1 to 1167 and encodes 388 amino acids. NCBI's taxonomy places the organism in Eukaryota, Metazoa, Chordata, Aves, Charadriiformes, Charadriidae. Gene Ontology annotation, biological process: intracellular signal transduction. Gene Ontology annotation, molecular function: protein binding.
AUGGCAUCGUCGCACCGCUACGACUGGAAAUCCAGCUGCGAGACGUGGAGCGUGGCCUUCUCCCCCGACGGCGCCUGGUUCGCCUGGUCGCAGGGGCACUGCGUGGUCAAGCUCAUCCCCUGGCCCCUGGAGGAGGCCGAGCUCUGCAAAACCUCGGAGCGAAAGAGCCGGGGUGGCAAAGCGGAGGCCAGGAGCCGAGGGGUGGCCAAGGAGAAGACGCUGGAGUGCGGCCAGAUCGUGUGGGGCUUGGCCUUCAGCGCCUGGCCGGCGGCAGGAGCCGGGGAGACGGACCCGGCCUGCGCCGUGGGGCUUCCCUGCCUGAUCCUGGCCACCGGGCUCAACGAUGGCCACAUCAAGGUGUGGGAGGUGCAGACAGGACACCUCCUCUUCAGCCUCUUGGGGCACCAGGACGUGGUCAGAGACCUGAGCUUCGCUCCCAAUGGAAGCCUCAUCCUUGUGUCGGCCUCGCGGGACAAGACCUUGCGUGUCUGGGACCUGAGCAGAGAUGGGCGGCAGGUCCAGGUGCUGUCGGGCCACGUGCAGUGGGUCUACUGCUGCUCCAUCUCCCCAGACUGCAGCAUGCUCUGCUCCGUGGCCGGAGAGAAGUCGGCGCUGCUGUGGAGCAUGCGAUCCUACACCCUCAUCCGGAGGCUGGAGGGGCACCAGAGCAGUGUGGUGUCGUGCGACUUCUCGCCGGACUCGGCGCUCCUCGUCACCGCCUCCUACGAUGCCUGCGUCAUCAUGUGGGACCCAUACACCGGGGAGCAGCUGAGGACGCUGCGCCACGUCCCCUUGCACUCGGCGCUGGAUUACAGCAGCGAAGUCCACACCAGCUCCCUGCGCUCCGUCUGCUUCUCCCCUGAGGGCCUCUACCUGGCCACGGUGGCGGAUGACAGGCUCUUGAGGAUCUGGGCGUUGGAGCUGCGGUCUCCGGUGGCGUUUGCUCCCAUGACCAACGGCCUGUGCUGCAUGUACUUUCCACAUGGCGGUUUCAUCGCCACAGGGACCAGAGAUGGCCACGUCCAAUUUUGGACCGCUCCGAGGGUCCUCUCGUCACUAAAGCACUUGUGUCGCAAAGCUCUGCGCACCUUCCUCACAACGUACCAGGUCCUCGCGCUCCCCAUUCCCAGGAAGCUGAAGGAAUUCCUCACUUACCGGACCUUUUAAGGCAGAAUGGAAAGCGGAGGCACGGAGGCGAAAGCCC